CGCGGGCACGAAAUCAUGUGAGAGUCCACGCGUCUGAAAGUAGGUUAGCAGGGUAGAGUGAGAGCAGAGGGAGGAGGACGCCGAUUCUCACCGCGCCAUAACACACACACACUUACUUCGACAGCGACUUUAUUUUUUUGCACACAAAGCGCAAGAAGUGUAGAAACACGAAUUUACUUCUGAGGAGUUUUAUUUUCCAAACAAUGCUCACAGUCGGAGCUGAAAACUUUAAUUCGGGCAGUUGUCUGACGUUAGUUACUUAGUCCGAACAUUAUUUCUCCUCACGCAUUUAAACUUUGGAGAAGCACGAAACCUGUCAACAUGAGAGCCCAAAUCGAGGUCAUACCGUGUAAGAUCUGUGGAGACAAAUCCUCCGGGAUUCACUAUGGUGUAAUUACGUGUGAAGGGUGCAAGGGUUUUUUCCGACGCAGCCAGCAGAAUAAUGCCAUGUACUCGUGUUCACGGCAGAGAAACUGCCUGAUUGACCGAACCAACCGCAACCGCUGCCAACACUGCCGUCUGCAGAAGUGCCUGGCGCUCGGCAUGAGCCGCGAUGCGGUGAAGUUUGGCCGGAUGUCGAAGAAGCAGCGAGACAGUCUGUACGCAGAGGUCCAGCGGCACCAGCAGCUCUCCCAGGACUGCCUGGCAGGUCUGACGGGCCGUGAUGAAGCCGAAGACGGAGCCCACAGCCGGCCGUACAGCAGCGGAGGCUCCAGCUCCACCCUCAGCGACCUAGAUGACAUCGCCACGCUGCCCGACGGCCUGCUGUUCGACCUGCCGCUCACGCCAGAGGAGGCAGGCGAGUACUGCGCUCUGGAGAUGCUGAGCAGCGGGACAGGCUCUGGAGGUUCUGGAAGUGGAAGCUCUUCAUCCAGCCAGAGCUCGCCUGAACCCAGCGCUGUGGAUCUGGCGGACGCAGUGAGGGUUAAGCACGAAUACAUCAUGCCUGACAACAGCCGUCUCACACACUCUCUGCUGGGCUCCAUACCAGACAACUGCUCUCUGCAUGAUAUAGAACGGAUCACUCAGAAUGUGGUGAAGUCUCACCUGGAGACAUGUCAGUACAGCACAGAAGAGCUGAAGAAACACACGUGGAGCCUCUACACACCUGAAGAAACACGCAGCUUCCAACUUAAGUCUGCAGAGUGGAUGUGGCAGCAGUGCGCUCUGCAAAUCACAAACGCAAUCCAGUACGUGGUGGAGUUCGCCAAACGCAUCUCUGGGUUCAUGGAGCUCUGCCAGAAUGACCAGAUCAUCCUGCUCAAAGCAGGAUGCCUGGAAGUCCUGCUGAUACGAAUGUGUCGCGCCUACAACUCUUCCAACAACACUAUGUUUUUUGAUGGCAAGUUUGCCAGUCCUCAGCUCUUCAAAGCUCUCGGGUGUGAUGACCUUGUAAACGCUGUGUUUGAAUUGGCUAAAAGUCUGAGUCGUCUUCAGCUGAGCGAGGAGGAAAUGGCGUUAUACAGCGCUGCGGUUCUGCUGGCUCCAGACCGGCCAUGGUUGACCGAGUCUCAGCAGGUUCAGAAGCUCCAGGAGAAGGUUUACGUGGCGCUUCAGCACAGCCUGCACAUGAAUGGAGCCACCAUUGAGAAACUGGACAAGAUGGUGUCCAAACUCCCGCAGAUGAAGUCGAUCUGUAACCUGCAUAUUGACAAGCUGGAGUUCUUCCGCCUGGUUCAUCCAGAGACGGCCUACAGUUUCCCUCCUCUGUACAGGGAAGUGUUCGGCAGCGAGAUCAACUUCCCAGACUCCACCAACAGUUAGAAAGAGUGAGAGAGUGAGGGAGAGAGAAUCAGAGUGAGAGAAGGGGAAGAAAAGAGCAUGUGUGAACACAUGAGAGGACAUUAUCGGUAAAAACAGCAUUUUAAAAAAGCUCCAGGGAGAAUCUAUUACACUGUUAAAAACUACCAGCAGAAACUCAUUCACUACACUACAACAGGGGCCAAUCAAGUGUUUCAGAUUCCGCAACACACUCGUAUGUACAGUUGAAGUCACAAUUAUCAGCCUUUCUGUCAGUUUUUUCAAACAUUUCCGAAAUGAUGUUCAUCAGAGCAAGGAAUUUUUCACAGUAUUUCCUAUUAUAUUUUUUUCUUCUGGAGAAAGUCUUAUUUGUUUUAUUUUGGCUAG
Messenger RNA from Danio rerio (zebrafish), 2127 nucleotides. RefSeq names its product RAR-related orphan receptor C b (gene rorcb). NCBI's taxonomy places the organism in Eukaryota, Metazoa, Chordata, Actinopteri, Cypriniformes, Danionidae. Gene Ontology annotation, biological process: DNA-templated transcription; regulation of DNA-templated transcription; regulation of gene expression. Gene Ontology annotation, molecular function: zinc ion binding; sequence-specific DNA binding; DNA binding. The record is from RefSeq and is marked validated. Gene Ontology annotation, cellular component: nucleus.